Elgaria multicarinata webbii is the source of this 567-nucleotide messenger RNA. Its product is annotated as C-C motif chemokine 5-like. NCBI's taxonomy places the organism in Eukaryota, Metazoa, Chordata, Lepidosauria, Squamata, Anguidae. Gene Ontology annotation, molecular function: chemokine activity. Bases 32 to 292 code for a protein of 86 amino acids. Gene Ontology annotation, cellular component: extracellular region. The transcript is spliced from 3 exons. The record is from RefSeq and is a predicted model, not a curated record. Gene Ontology annotation, biological process: immune response; eosinophil chemotaxis.
AGCGCCUCCUCGCCAGCCGCCAACCACAACAAUGAACCCCUCCGUGGCUGCCUUCGCCGUCCUGCUGGUUGCAGCAGCUUUCCUCGCCCAGAGCCAGGCCUGGAAUGAUCCAAGCUUCUGCUGCUUCAGCUACAAAGAGAAACCAAUUCCAGUGAAGCUCGUGAAAUCCUUUGAACACACAAACUACCAGUGUGCCAUGCCGGCUGUCAUAUUGUACACGAAAGGCGGUAGAAAGUUCUGUGCCGAUCCCCAACAAACAUGGGUCAAGAACAUUUUGAGUCACUUCCAAUGAAACUGACAACCCCUCCACCUCCGUCUCCCCCACAAGAAGGAAGGAGAAAGCAGACAUCUCUUCGGCUGAGGUCUCACCUGACCCUCUCCUGACCAUUUUGCACUAUUAAUAACUUAAGUGGGUUGUUUUUUUUAAAGAGAAGAACAAGUAAUGUAUUCUAUUUAAAUUAUGCCUUAAUAUUUGUAAUGUAUUUGUUUUAAAAGUUAAGUUACAACUGCGUAAAGGUUCUGUGAAAUGUUGUCAAAAGAUCUGAAACUUCUGUAAUAAAUCUCAGG